AUGCAGGCCCCAGAAGACAGCGCAGCAGCACGGGGGAUCGCCACGAACCAACGCAGCCCCACAAAAUUGUUCCUUAGAGUGCUUGAUCAAUUCGAAUUCUCCGUGAACCGCGAAGAGAACCUACAAUCGGGCCAUUUCUUUCAAAAUCUUGGUGGCGGGUGUAUAACUGACGACAACGAGUCUCAGCACCAUGUUGACCUCGACUUGGCGCCAAGCGAGUCGCAGCAGUUGGGGAUAACCUCGGCUCCUGUUAUUUCUGCUUCUACACUCCAAUUGCCACUGCAAUAUGAAGCACCCGCUGCUGAAUACGCAGAAACUGCAGUGCAUUCAGUCUCGUCCCAUGGCAGGUCCUUUUCAGUUUUGACCGAUGGUACGUCAAUCACGCACCCGCGUCAUGAUUGCGGGCUGGACAUGGACCUGUUUUCUGGUAUUGACGUCUCCCCUGUACGAGUAUCUGAGCUGCCUUCCGUGGAUGAACUCGACAUUUUCACUUCAGAAAUACCUCAAAAUGGCACAGGUCUCGAAGUCGAUAUGCUGCCCCUUUUCCCCUGGCGCAUAGAGUUCUCAUGGGAAGCUGGACGUCUAAUAUAUGCUGGAGAACACUUGAUCGGCCAAACACUUGGUGCAUCGACCGCGGAUAGCGUCACGCUUUCCGACGACACUCUAGCUGCUUCCAUCAUCUGUGUUGCAGGUACUGCUACUGCUGAUGCCGACCGUGACUCGCUAUCCUCGAACCGCGAGACCCCAGCAUCCCAAAAAGCUCCAUGUAACGACCUUGCUGAAGAAAUUUGGUAUGAGUUUCGUCAAAAGGUGAUCAACAUCCUGGAUGAUCACUUUUGGCGAACAUGCGGCGCACGAAACCCGCGCAAGGAGAGCGAUAAAUCUUGCCACACCAGUGGCUACCUCCAGUCAUCGGGAUCUUCGCGUGGUGGAAACAGGAUCUCGAAAUCAAAUGGGCGAACCAAGAAGCAGCAGCAGCAGCGAAAAGGUUCUUCUGGCGAUGACAACAAUGAUGAAGAUUCUGAAGAGGACAAUCAGAGCAGACCGAAGAACAAGAAUCGGCAAACGAAAACCGCAAAGGUUCCAGUUGACUGCCCUUUCUACAAGAACAAUCCCUUUGGGUUCAGACUUUGUACAAACGCGGGCUUUAAAAGAAUCCAAGACCUUAGGGCUCAUCUCAUGGACAAUCACCAACAGUCUCAUUGUGAAUCAUGCCUACAAAUUCUGACUGUGGAGCAGCGUUUGUUUCACGGUCCCGUCUGUGUAGGACACUACACUCACAAUGUGAACUUUCUAACUAAGGAAGCCAUCAGACGCCUCCGUGAGCGAGCUGAUAAAGAUGCCUCCCUUCCUGAGCAGUGGUUACGAUUUUAUAGGAUCAUUUUCCCAGAUGCUAAGCCACCGUUCCCUAGCCCAUAUGUGGAGCCUCAUCGUAUCCAGCUCAUAAAGUUUAUUUGCAACCACCUCCAGGAACAUAGUCACACGCUUUUACCAAGGAUCUCUCAACAUUACCCGCCUGAGCAGUUUUGCACUGGCCAAACUGUUCAGAGGCAAAUCGACCAGGGAAUUAAAGAGGGGAUUGCCGUUUUAAGUCACAGCCUAAUGACGACAAAUUUUCCCGGUUUUGUCACCGAGUGUCCUUCAUCUCUGAACGACAUGCACCAGUCCGAUGAUGUAGCGCUGCCAACGAGGCAUGACCAGGGCUCCGAUUUCGGGCCGUUCUAUCAAGGCACAAACUUUGUCCCCGUUCCCUCCCAGCCGUUUUCUUAUAGCAGCUCUUGCAUCGAUUAUAAUUUCAAUUCAGCGAUGAACGAGGUAGAUCAAUCCGGUUCCCACAAUCAUCGUACAAGUGCUUGGAACCAGGAAAUCUCGGUCGGAGAAGCCUUCAACGAAAUUCAGCCCCUUGAUGGCCUUUCUGGCUCAGCUAGCAUCUUCAAUGAAGGAGCCGCUAACGACUCGUAUCCGUUCUUCUUGGAAGUCCCUACUGCACCGCAUGAUCAAAUAAUUCAGCCACUUUUGGCCACUUCCUCCGACGAAGUAGGGCCGUUCUCACAUAUGGGAGUUGACGCUCACAUGCCCGAUCUUGGCGCUCUGCUCAUUGCUGAGCCAAACCCCAUUACCAACCAUUUUCAGCAUUGCCUAUAUGAUCAGCCAAACUUUUAUUCCCACUACGGGACAUAUAAUUCUUUUCGAUGA
Messenger RNA from Truncatella angustata, 2196 nucleotides. RefSeq lists its product as uncharacterized. The coding region runs from base 1 to 2196 and encodes 731 amino acids. The record is from RefSeq and is a predicted model, not a curated record. The transcript has 2 exons. NCBI's taxonomy places the organism in Eukaryota, Fungi, Ascomycota, Sordariomycetes, Amphisphaeriales, Sporocadaceae.